CUGGCCAACUGUCAUGAUGCUGUGGAGAGAAAAUGCUGGCAUUUUGUUGUUGAUUUCACAGCAUUUAGCAUGAAGCAAAACUAUAGAAAGAAAAGAGUAUAGGCCUGACUAUAGACAAUAUCCAUUGGGUGAUAAAACAUUUAGUCUUCGAAUUAAAAGCAAAAGAUUGGCAGAUAGUUUUGCUCUGCACCAUUCCUUUUUGCACAAUUUGCUACACCUUUCAUUUUUAUAGUAGGCUACAAAAUAUGGCCGAAUGUAUUAUCUGGAUUUAUAAUCUGUAUCCAAGAGGUUUCAAUAAGUAAGUAGGCUAACCUAACAUCUAUCCUACAUCUAGGCCUAUGUCAUCACCAGAUCAUGAAUGGUUGAUAUGUAUGCAUGUGAUUGUGUCUAAGUGAACCUUAUUGUUUCAGUUAACGUAAUCACAAUGAGUAGACUACUGUAUUUAUCAGUCUUUCAGAAGAUUUUUGUUUCUUAUCGGACAUGAGUGGUUUUCCCCAAAAAAUGUGCGGUGUUUUGAAGAUAGUGACGCUAUCGAUGUUGCGUGUAAUGAUAACAGUGGAGGGACUGAAAUCCUCAAAUGACUGCUGCUCAAGGCGUGAACCUGGAGCCAGGCAGACAGCCAACCUCGUCUGUUCAUUUGCAUCUCGCCCAGUUUGUUGGUGACUGCUUGACUGCUGUUACUGAAAACUCGACUGUAGCCUACCGGAGUUUAGCACUAUAACAUAUUUCAUAGGCUAUAUGUAAAUGAUGUGUCUGUGGAUUAUAGUAUUUAUGUCGUUAUGCUACGCACUGGCAGGACAAGGAUUUCGGCAACCAUCUGUGCAGGGGUGUUGUAAGGAUGGGAGGGAACGUGCUCAAGAGCGCCAAGACUGUACACUUCUCCCUGUAAUAUCCAGGCUCACCAGCUGCAGGAUUGCCCAAGAGCAGUGCUGCGUGGCAGCCAUGGAGGACCUGUUUUGCAGCAAAGGCACACACCAGGCUACAACAUAUGAAACCUGUGAGAUGGAUUUCUUUAGUGGAAAUGAUGUGGAAAGAAGAAUUGCCAAGACAUGCUGUGACUGUUGCAUGCUGGGUAUUGAGGCUAGCCGAGAGGCCCAAAGCUGUUACCUAAGCAUUUCUGUUAACAAGCACUGUCAGCAGGUAGCUAAAAACUGCUGUGUGAAGCUGGACAACACCCCCAGCCAAGAAGAUGUAAAUGAAUGUCUGGUUGGCUCCUCGACUUGCCAGCAGGGGGAGCAAUGUAUCAACACAGAGGGCUCGUUCCGCUGCCAGAGAAUGGCUAGCUGUGGGACAGGCUAUGAGCUCACAGAUUCCAAUCUGUGCAAAGAUAUUGAUGAGUGCUUGACUGGAACCCACAACUGCGGUCCUGAGUUUCGGUGUGAGAAUAAACCAGGGUCCUUCAGCUGUCUACCCCACUCACGGUGUGAGAAGGGAUACUUACAGGAUGCUGUGGGAAACUGCAUUGACAUAAAUGAGUGUGUGACUCUGGAGAGCCCCUGUCAGCCAGGUCAGACGUGUGUUAACACAUUGGGCUCCUAUACCUGUGAGAGGCACAGAGUGACAUGCUCACGUGGCUAUCACCUAAAUGAAGAUGGCAGUCGGUGCUUAGAUGUUGAUGAGUGCAAGAGCUCCCAGCCCUCCUGUGAAGGUCAUGGCUGUGUGAACCUGCUGGGCUCUUUCCGUUGCGAGUGCCAACCAGGCUUUAUAUUUAACAGCAUCAACAAAGUAUGCGAAGAUAUUAAUGAGUGCAGGCACUAUCCAGGACAGCUUUGUGCACACAAAUGUGAAAACACCCCUGGGUCCUACCAGUGCAGUUGUGAUACAGGAUUCAGGCUGGACAGUGAUGGCAGGAACUGCAAGGAUGUGAACGAGUGUGAAAACAAUCCCUGCAACCAGGAAUGUGCUAAUGUCUAUGGCUCCUAUCAAUGCUACUGUCGUCUUGGCUACCAGCUUAGUGACUCUGAUGGGGUUACAUGUGAAGAUGUGAAUGAGUGUGUCCUAACCCCUGGAGGGAAGGUCUGUUCCUAUCAGUGUUCAAACACAAUGGGAAGUUUUGAAUGCUCAUGCCCUGCCACAGGCUACACCCUGGCACCAAAUGGCCGAUCAUGUCAAGACGUUGAUGAGUGUGCAACUGGAACACACACAUGCCAUGCUAGCGAGACCUGCUUCAAUAUACAGGGUGGUUUCCGUUGCCUGUCCUUUGAGUGUCCUCCAAACUUCCGCCGCAUUGCUGAAAACCGCUGCGAGCUCUUACCUUGCAGAGGGCCGCGCGAGUGCCUAUCUCUCCCCUUGAGAAUCUCCUUCUACAACCUCACGUUUCCUACCUACCUCUCAGUACCUGCUGACGUCUUCCGAAUGGGACCCUCUAAUUCCACACCUGAGGACAACAUCCAACUUGCCAUUGUAGCAGGCAACGAGGAGGGCUACUUCAGUGCUCAGAAACAGGGCUAUGGGGGGGUAAUAUCCCUGCAGAGGACUCUGACCCAGCCAAGGGAUUUCCUGCUCAGUGUAGAGAUGAGGCUGACACGCUAUAGCACUGCCAGCCUCUAUCUGGCCAAGAUCGCUGUGUUUGUUACUCAUGGGCAACCUGUCCCACCCAUCAGGCUGCCAUAGUGAGAGAACAGCAAGUGUAUGUUUUAGCAUAGUCUUGAUGGCAAGGAAUACUAUGUGGCCUUGUGAAUGCUUGAUGCCUGAUGAUACUCUAAAUAAUUGUGCUGUAUGAUUACUUCCAGAGGUGGAGCAUAGAAAAUAUUCCCUUAUGCAAUCGAUUUUCUUGACAGAUGUUUUGAGUUUCAAAUGUUGCUGUCUGUCCUAAUGCUUGUUAUAAUGAUUAAAGUUCCUUUUGAGACAUGUC
Molecule: messenger RNA, 2854 nt
Organism: Alosa alosa (allis shad)
Lineage: Eukaryota; Metazoa; Chordata; Actinopteri; Clupeiformes; Clupeidae
Product: fibulin-1-like
Exons: 13
Coding region: 745-2613 (622 amino acids)
Biological process (GO): extracellular matrix organization
Cellular component (GO): extracellular region
Molecular function (GO): calcium ion binding; peptidase activator activity
Source: RefSeq, a predicted model, not a curated record